Messenger RNA from Schistosoma curassoni, 684 nucleotides. NCBI's taxonomy places the organism in Eukaryota, Metazoa, Platyhelminthes, Trematoda, Strigeidida, Schistosomatidae. The record is from the annotation of a GenBank genome assembly.
UUUAUUUAGUACACUUAACUAUGAGAUAGUUUAAGAUUUGUUAAACAUAUUCAAGACAUAUAAUGUUUAAUAAGCGCAUUAGUCAAUUCAAGGACAUGGAAGGCAGUAACAAUCGAGAAGAUGAGGAGGUAGAACAACCCGUGCUUGUGGAAGAGCCAUUGGACCUUAUUAGACUAAGCUUGGAUGAAAAAAUAUACGUUAAAAUGAAACGUAACCGUGAAUUGCGAGGUGUCUUACACGCUUUCGACUCACAUUUGAACAUGAUUCUGGGGAAUGUUGAAGAAACUGUAACAACAUUGGAGAUAGAUGAGGAAACAUAUGAAGAAGUUUACAAGACUACAAAGCGCACAAUACCCAUGCUGUUUAUUCGCGGAGAUGGUGUUAUCCUAGUUUCGCCUCCACAAAAGGACUAACUCUUGUACAGUCAAUUUUUAUGCAUCGUAAUCCAUAUCCAUCAAUAAAACAUGUAAUUUAACAACAGUUUGAAUAUUUCACUCAGUAAAUAGUCCUAUAACGUUUCAGCAGUACUGUAAGAUGUUUGGCACACUAAUAGUUCUUUAAUAACCUAUCCCGAUCUUGUAAUCCUCUGCAAAUUAAAAUACAAGCAUUGAACUAUUCAUUUUCGAAAUGGCAGUGGAUUUUUUUUUACUAGGAAGUAUCGACCAGAUAAUAGUAAGACAUUUU